This is a messenger RNA of Lutzomyia longipalpis, 2021 nucleotides long. It is a transcript of the gene tsr, whose product is annotated as cofilin/actin-depolymerizing factor homolog. Bases 157 to 603 code for a protein of 148 amino acids. Gene Ontology annotation, biological process: actin filament fragmentation; actin filament severing; cell motility. NCBI's taxonomy places the organism in Eukaryota, Metazoa, Arthropoda, Insecta, Diptera, Psychodidae. Gene Ontology annotation, cellular component: cytoplasm; actin cortical patch; actin cytoskeleton. The transcript has 4 exons. The record is from RefSeq and is a predicted model, not a curated record. Gene Ontology annotation, molecular function: actin filament binding.
CUCACCGAUAAAAGCGCCAUCACCUGGCUGACUUUUGCUUGAGAACUUCAGUUUUUUUGCUGUCGUCGCGCGUACUGGUUGUGCGUUGAAGAUUGCGUUUAAAUUGCCGACUUAAAUUAAUCCGCUCUAAGCUAAAAGUAGUGUAAUUGUCGCAAAAUGGCAUCAGGAGUAACUGUAUCGGAUUCAUGCAAAACCACCUAUGAGGAGAUCAAAAAGGACAAAAAGCAUCGCUAUGUGAUCUUCUACAUUCGCGAUGAGAAGCAAAUUGAUGUAGAAGUUGUGGGUGAUCGCAAUGCCGAAUAUGAUCAAUUUCUUGAUGAUAUUCAACAAGGAGGACCCGGAGAAUGCCGAUAUGGUCUCUUUGACUUUGAAUACAUGCAUCAGUGCCAAGGGACAUCAGAGAGCUCGAAGAAACAGAAGCUGUUCCUCAUGUCAUGGUGCCCGGACACUGCCAAGGUUAAAAAGAAGAUGUUGUACUCGAGCUCUUUUGAUGCGCUGAAGAAGUCUUUGGUCGGUGUUCAAAAGUACAUUCAGGCCACUGAUCUGUCGGAGGCAUCGCGAGAGGCUGUGGAAGAGAAAUUGCGCGCCACAGAUCGUCAAUAAGUUUAUGAAGGAAUGAAAUGAAAAAAAAAAGAGAAGAUGAAGAAGUAUGUCUCUUUUUUUCAAACCCUUAUAUUUAUCAAAAUAAAAAAAAAAGAAAUAUUUUUUUUUGUAAAACUGGAUGCGAAAGCGCUGCAAAAAAAUGUAGAGGUGAAGCUUGAUUAAAAAAUAAAUAAAAAAAAUAAAUAAAAGAAAAAUGAAAGAAGGAACACAAGCACAAUUUGUCAAUAAAAAGAUUGAGAGAGAAAAUGAAUGGUAAAAGAAUAAAAAAAAAUCACAAUAAUCAUUACAAUUUUAUAUAGACAUUACAUUUAAGGAGUUUUUUAAUAAUGAAAAAAAAAGAAGAAGAAAUGUCAUUUUUCCUACCAAUAUUCUCGCCAACAUUUUGCAUUGAGAGAGACUUUUUUUUAAUUAAGAAAAAAAAAUAUUUAAAUGGAAAAUUUAAUAAUAAAAAAAACGUCUCAGAAAUUUGCUCUAUAUUUGGCGAAUUCUUAACAAAAAAUAAAUACAAAAAAAUAUUUUGAAUUUCAUAAAAAAGAAACAAAAAAAAAUACCCAGCAAAAAUACAAAAAAUACUUAUUAAAAUACAAAAAAAAAUAUGUAAACUAAUUGUCUUCUAAUAAUUCAUAUUGCAUUAUAAAAAAAAUAAAUGAAAAACAAUGAUGGAACGACGGGAGGUAAGAUUAAGGAUUAGGAUUAAUUCCUAAAACAAAAAAAAAUAUACUGAAUGCGAAUUAAGGGUGUUUUUUUUUUUAAUUUAAAAUUCAUGUAAGAAAAAAAAGUAAUGAAAAACCAAAUCCCAGUAAUUUCUGUACAGUUUCUCUUUAAAAGAAAAAUUUUAAUUUCUCUCUCCCAGAGAAAUAUUUAUAAUUGGUUUUUGUUUUAUUUUUUUCGAGGAUAGGAACAUUUUUAUUUGCAUUUUCUUUUGUGUACUGAUUAGAAGAAGAAAAGGAUUAAAUAUUUAAUGUAAAAGAUUUUUGCCAAGACGUUAUGAGAACAAAGAUGGUCACAGCUGAAGGAAAUCUUCAAAAUUUUCUUCACUACUGAGAGAUUUAAUUUUUUGUAAUAAUUUUUCUUCUGCAGUUAAAAUUAAAUACUUCCGGCGACUGAUACAAGUAUUAAAACAAAAAACAAGCACUAUUUAUGAUCAUUUUUUUUCUAAAGAGCUUUUUUUUUGGAAAAUUCUAAUGAGAUUUGAAAGUUUUCUUUCCCUCUUUGGCGUUGCGCCGAGAGAGAAGGGAAGAAUAAGUUUUUUCAGGAUAAAUUUCAGCAUGGUGGUGAACCAAAUAAAUAGAAAAACGAAAUAUACAAAAAAGCGAUUUAAUGGGAAAAGAUUGCAAGAGGUUUGUCUUGCAAUUCUAUUAUUUGUCUUGUGUCAUUUACAUUUUUCUUGCAAUAAAUUAUUUGUAUUGAAAUUGUGA